Molecule: messenger RNA, 1788 nt
Organism: Dovyalis caffra
Lineage: Eukaryota; Viridiplantae; Streptophyta; Magnoliopsida; Malpighiales; Salicaceae
Source: the annotation of a GenBank genome assembly
AUGGAAGAAGAAAUUAACAAUACAGAAGCUGAGAAUUUGGCUGAAGCGUCCAUGGAAUUGCAGCCAACAGAGAAUAACAAUAUGGAAACUGAGAAUGCCACAGAAGCAUUGCCUAAAUCAUUGUCUAAAACAAACAACGAUGAAGAUGGAAAUCACACAACUAAAGGUCAAUCAUCCAGACACAGAACCCCUAAAUCAUUGAAGGCCAAAUCUAAAGCUAUAAAGAAACCUUCAGCCAGCAAUUCUUUGAAGUCAAAGAAUGCUGAAAGCAGUCCAAAAAUUCAAGGAAAAAAUAGAAAGAAGAAGAAUCACUUACAAAGCAAUGAAGAAAGGAGCAAAAAUGAGCAUGGUGAUGCUGACAACCGAAAUUCAAGUGAAAAGAACGUUUCUAACAAGGAGCACAUUGAGAACAGCCAAGAGAUUCGAAAGAACCAAGAAAGGUUUGUUGGGUCAAGAAAGGGUCAAAAGAAUCAAAAGAGUGAAGAAAAGCGUGGUGGCUCAGAUAAAAGCUGGAGGAAUAAAAAGAACAAAGGGAAACUUGACGAGAAAGAAAAGAAUGAACAAUACGAGAAGAAAGAAAAGCUUGGUGGUAUGAUCUUUAUGUGCAGUGCAAAGACAAAGCCAGAUUGUUUCCGCUAUCGGGUCAUGGGUGUCACAAUGAAUAAAAAGGAACUCAUAUUGGGUGUGAAACCUGGACUGAAGCUUUUCCUGUAUGAUUUUGAUCUUAAACUUAUGUAUGGUAUCUAUGAAGCAUCCUCUUCUGGUGGAGUAAAAUUGGAGCCCAAGGCUUUUGGUGGUUCCUUCCCAGUUCAGGUGCGGUUUGUUGUUCACAAAGACUGUUUUCCAAUUACUGAGAGCGUUUUCAAGAAGGCUAUAAAAGACAAUUAUAAUGAGAAGAACAAGUUCAAAACAGAACUUACUGUUCGACAGGUUCAGAAGCUCAGUGCACUUUUCCGACCAGCCAGAGUGCCUGUCCACUCUCCACCAACAGUAACUGUUCGGGAUAGAGAAGUUUAUGGGGGAUCAAGAGAGUUGCAGGUCCAUUCAGACAGGGAAGCAUUUGCUAGAGCCAAUCAUGACGCUAGGAGUUAUCCUGUGCGUGCUGAUGAAAGGGAUCAACGUGUUGAGUACCGGGAGGUGGGCUCUACACAUAGAGAUGAGAUUCCACGUGAUUUGUUCAUGAGUGAAAAGGAUUAUCGAACGUAUGGCCUUCCAGGGGAGAGAAGAAACCUGACUCCCUCUCAUCAUAAUUCAUCUACUCUAGACCCAUACCAGAGAGGCCAGGAAAGGGAGCACCUCCUUAGACAGCCUGAUCCUAUAUACAGAGACACAGUACCUUUGCAGAGAGAAGCUGUUCUGGCAGAUCCUCUCUACUUGAAUCAGGCAUAUAAUCCUGGUGGUAGACGUGAAUUGCUGCCAGCUACUACGAUAACUGCAACUGCAUCUGGCUCUGCUCUCACUGCUUUGGACCGAUAUACAAGGGACUCAUAUUAUACUAACCAUUAUGGUGCUUCAUCUGCAGAUGCAUAUCUACCACCUCCAAGGAGAGACGAAGUUUCUUCAGGUUCCUACUAUGUUGAUGGUCGUAGAGAGACUUACCUAUUUGAUGCCGAUCCCUUGCAUAGGAGGGAAACUGUUCAAGAGGAUAGAUUACACUCACUGUAUCCUGCCAAUGCAUUAUCAAAUUAUAACCAGGUACUCCAAUACCACGGAGCCAAGCCUGAAACUGCACCUCCACCAGUUUCAUCUCUGUACUCCUUUGCUGGUCCAUCUGUCUCCUAUCGCUAA